ACGAAAGCAAACGCAAAAUUGGAAUGUGAGUGGACCAAUAUAGAAAUUUCAACACUAGUUUGUGUUGAACAAUACGGCAGCAAUGCAGUUAGAAUAAUAAUUGGAAAAAUCUGUGCACAUCUAUUUCGAAAUAAAGAUAAAUCAGGUGAUGAAAUGCUUAUCCAACAAAAAUGUGUUUGCUAAGGCACGAGUGCAUUUUUUCUGCGAAACUAUGGUGAAAGAGUUGAAAAUAUGUAAUUGUUACGAAUGAGAUGAUGUAAACAGUGAAUAAAUAAGAAACAGUACUACAGCAAAAUAAUAAAGUGGCUUCGAAAAACAAAACAUAAGCAGCUUUUACAAUAAACUGAAAAAAAUGGAAGUAGAAAAAAGGCAGCUGGAAACGAGUAAUUGUGGCGUAGAUGUGGGAACAACUAAUGUUUCUAGAAUGUCUAAGGAUUCUGCAGAUACAUCAGAAACUGAAGUAGAGGAAAAUAUCAACAAAACUCCAAACCAUAAAGAAGGAACACCAAUGAAAGCUGUUCAUAAUUCAGUUACCAAAACUACUGAAGAAGAUUCAAAUAAGAAUGAAAAUGCAACAGAUGUAACCGCAAAACAAGCAGAAGAAUUAUUACUAAAAGUCACUGAAACCAAUGAACGCACCAAAAGUGAAAACAUAGAAGAAAGCAACGAAAGUAUGGAUAAAAAUGGACCUACUUUUAAAGAGUCAAAAAGUGAAGAAAACUCAAAUGAUUUAAACGAAUUAGAUGAUUCGCAAGAUGCCGCCGAAGAUGAUGAUGAAAGUCAGAAGGGAGACGUGUCAACGGCUGAUGACGACAACAGCCUUUCGCCUUCAACACAAUCGCAAACGCCACCACUUAGGGACACAACAAAUGCGACGUCAAGUGCAUCCAUAGCAGCGGCAAUGGGUGUAGCUGCUUCCGUAGUCGUGGCAGCAGCUGGUAUAAGAGCGGCUAUACCAGAUACUAUUCUAUCACCUCCCAAGUCAGAAACACAAACCGACGAUGCCAACACCGCUACAUCAUCCUCAUCGCCAGCAUCAGAUUCUCAGCUUUCACCGAUGAUUACCGAAGCUUCUAUUGGGAGUAGUGCAGCACUUACACCAACUACACCACCAGAAUUACCAGAAAUUGCUGCAACUGGUCUGUCAGCUAAUGUGUCCAAUAUGGUCAAUUGCGUUGGUUCUUCACCAACUAAGACAGCCACCAAGCGAGGUGCGAACCCAAUUGACGCUGAUGCUGAGGGUGGUGGUAAACGCGUUAUACAACCAAUUAAUCUUGUUGCAAACGGCACCAUACCGAAAUCAAGUGGGAAACCGCUUAUGUCGGCCAUGAAUAAAAAAUUGAAAGAAAAACCGACACGCGCACCAAGACAAAGGAAACAAAAAUCCACAUUGCCUAUGUACGAAAGCGAGAUAAGCGACAAUAAAACGGGAAUCAAAUUAUGUAUAAAGAAAUCAGAUUCUACCGGCAAUUUGUCUGGUACAACCGGCAUUUUAGCACCAACUGUUACUGCGAAAGUGGUAGAGACUACAACAACAGCUAUAGCGCCUAAGCAAACGCGCAAACGUUCACGUAAAGCGAAAUCGAAGGUUCGUCUCGAUGACGACGAAAGUGAGCCUGAGGUAACAACGGGAAAACGUGGUAAGAAUCGAGCCAGUAAUGCGGAACGUCAGAAGAAAGUAUCUUUCAGUGGCAUCGAAGAGCAGGGCGAAAAACAUCGUGCGUCUAUUGAGCAAGGCGAUUGGGGUGCACGCAUACCACAGGAAAUACUUUUUAAGAUUUUUGAAAUUCUAAUUGAUCGCGAAGGUUGUUUGCCAACACUUUGCCGUCUGGGGCGCGUGUGUACAUUGUGGCGAAAUGUGGCGUUAACGCCAUCAUUGUGGAAAAGUAUGGAUCUAUCUACAUGGAUAAAGGACAAAUAUCGCACCGAACUCAAGCUAAAAUGGUUCGUAGACAAUCGUUGCAGCGAAUGCACAGAAUUGAAUGUUGCCAAUUGGAAGAUGUCCGAUAUAAAUUGCUUUUUAAACAAAUUGGCGAUCGGUUGUCCAAAUUUAACGAGCAUUACAUUGUCCGGUUGGAAAGGUUUCACAUCCGAUCAUUUGGCUUAUUUGACCGAAAAUAUGCAAAAACUGCAACGCCUUGAUUUGAGUUCAGUUAAUAGUGAAAUGAAUGCGAGCAAAAGCGCUGUUGGACCACAAUCGCUGUGCAAUGCAUUACAAACAAUGAAUAGCCGUUUAACGCAUCUAUAUUUGGCACACAAUCGGCUGGCCGGCAUACCGCAAAUAGUCGCAACUUUGGCUACACAUUGCCCCAAUUUGGUAAAUUUGGACCUCUCAAAUGUUACAACACAAGCGACUUCACACGGCAUAUUUCACAUUGAGAAGCUGCAGCACGGCUGUCCGAAAUUAAAAGUGCUACGCGUCACCAACUCGCAUAUAACAUGGGGAAAUGCAACACUGCAAGAAACGAUGGAUUCGCCUGGUUUCCCAGAGCUUGAGGAACUCUCCGUGGCAGCUUUAACCGAUGAAUGCCGUGUUAUUGGUGAUGAUCAAUUGCAGCGCAUAUUGAAAACCAGCUCAAAGCUAAAACUCUUGGAUGUGCGCGGUUGUGCACGACUCACGCAUGAAAGUCUUAUACGCCUACCAGCGUGGGACAUUAAGCAUUUAUUUUUGUCAUUUUGCUCAGUGACACGUGAUGUUGGCUCCGGUCUCGAGCUGAUCGCCUCAAAGUGGGCGCAUAGUCUUAUAGAAUUAGAUUUGGCUUGGGCGAAUGUACAGCAGCCACUUGAUAAUGCCUUACGUGCAUUAGCCGAAAAGGGCAGCGAAUCGCCAUUAGCGCACUUGAAUCUCUGUGGUUCGUCGGUUUCAGAUGAUGCAGUUAAGGAAAUACUUGCAAACUGUGCGCACAUGAGUUCGAUAAAUCUCUCAUCGUGUCGUGGUCUACCGCGCGGUGUCAAGCGUCUCAUGCAAGGUCAGCAAGAGUUGCAGGAACUGCGUGAAGUGCUUAAAGUGCAGAUGAAAGUGAAAUUGCCCGCUCAAAUAAAGCAAGAAAAAGAGGAGGAGGAGCGUCGGCAGCGCGCUGCACAAAGCGGCAGCUCUACCGAUGCUGAUAGCGGCGGCGGUGGUGAUGGUGGUGGUAAUUUUCAAUCCAAUUGAAAUAAGGACAUCACGAUUCAAACAAUUUGAAAGCAAAGCAAAAUGUGCGUUAGUGUGUAACAAAUUCGUAACAUACAAACAAAAAUUAUAAAAUUUGUAGCUUAAACUAAAAAUUAUGAACGCGAAGCAAAAAAUCUUCAAUUAAUAUUAGAUUACAUUAUGUUGUAUGACACUUUUCAGUUUUAUUAUUAUUAUGAAGCACACUCUAAAAAAAGCAAAAACAGCGUUAACCUACAUUGCUGAGUGCUGCGGUGCUUAGUAGAAGAAGAACAAAAACAAAAGAGUGUGCAAAAUGUUCUGCUGCUGGUGGCAGAAAGACAUUAAAUUUACGUAUUUUAGCAUUAUUGCGUGCAAAUUUUUGUAUAUGAAAUUUUUUUAGUGCAUCACACAGGUAGCUUCCAAAUUGAACACGGAAUUGUGUAACUAUUAAGUCAUUUGGCACUACUUUAUAAUUUAAUUUAUACCUAUACAUAUAUAUAUAUAUAUCUACAUUUAAGUAAGCGCCUAAACAUUGAUUUAUAUUUUUGUUUUCAAUUUGGUCACAUUUAUAUGAUUAUAUAUAUAUUUACAUUUGCAAUACACUUACAACUAUAGUCGCUGGAAAUCGCUAGUGUUAAUUUCUUAGUUAUAAUUUGGUAAAGUUUCGAAGAAAAAACGUAUUAAGUUUGAUUUACACAUGCAUAUGCAUUGCUACGAAUUUUCAGUGAAAUUAAAACAGUUUGGUUAAUUUUAAAAAUUAUGUACAAGAAGCGUACACCUUGCAAAGAAUUAAACUAUGUUUAAUAUGUAAAAUAUUAAGAGUAAAUUAAGUGAAGUGAAAGUAUCGAUUAUCGUUAUAGAAACAGUCAGUUAUAUCCAUAUAUAUAUAUUCUAUGCUUAAAUUGUACUUUAUACACACACAUAAUUUUAAUUAUAUUAUAUUUUCUACAUUUGAAACCCCUAUGCAAUUUACACAAAAAAUAACAACUAAUAAUUCACCACAAAUGAAAUCAAUAAAAGAAAUGUCAAAACAAAUGUCAAUUGGUAUGAUUUUCUUCAA
Messenger RNA from Zeugodacus cucurbitae (melon fly), 4193 nucleotides. RefSeq names its product F-box/LRR-repeat protein 6 (gene Fbl6). Lineage: Eukaryota; Metazoa; Arthropoda; Insecta; Diptera; Tephritidae. Gene Ontology annotation, cellular component: SCF ubiquitin ligase complex. The transcript is spliced from 11 exons. Gene Ontology annotation, biological process: SCF-dependent proteasomal ubiquitin-dependent protein catabolic process. The record is from RefSeq and is a predicted model, not a curated record. The coding region runs from base 353 to 3154 and encodes 933 amino acids. Gene Ontology annotation, molecular function: protein binding.